AUGGCAUUUCAAUUUGACCCUCGAAGAGAUCUGCCCCCUCCAGAUAUCCAGCCGAGCUCCUACUACGCAUCCCGGCGAACCAUCUCCUACGGAAUUCCAGCCAAAAAGCCCAAGGUGAAACAAUGCUACGAUUGGAUCUUCUCAAGCGCCUCGAACAUCCAUGUUGCUCUCGAUCGAGCUGCUUUCAAGACAUAUAGCUCCUUCAAGUCCUAUGUUGUCACGGUGGCGGAUCAACGUCAGGUAACUGUCCGUGGCAUUGGCACGGUCGAGAUCAAGAUACGGCGUGCACCUGGGGCUAAAGACAGUCACACAGUCUGCUUGGAGAACGUGCUGCAUGUGCCGGAUUGGAUAUGCAACAUUGUAUCGGACGUAUGUUUCAUCCCUGCCAACUACGAGCACAGCUGGACAGAGUUCGGCGUCAACUUCUUUGUGCGAGAGAAGGCCGGAAUGAGACCGUGGGGCUACACGGAGAAUUUCUGUGGCUUGGACCGACUGGUCUUGUCCCGAAAUGUGCAAGGUCGAAGCCCAAUGUUGGAAGAUGCAGACCGCGAAGUGUUCUCUGUGAGCUUGACCUGGCCUCCAAGUCAGCGGGACAAAUGGAACGACUACAUGGCCGAAGAAGCGGCACAAGAUGCCAAACGAGGUGGAAUGGGAUCGAAAAAGAAAAAGGCUGAGGAUGACACAAGGGAAAGACGUCUAAAAAGAGAAGUCAAGAGUGACCUCGUUGAGUCAAGCCAGUGGAAGCUCGUGCCGGAUGUGACGGCCACGAUGAAGAAGCAAUGGAAAAGUGGACUGGCUGAGAUUGAUGGCGGCCUUGACCUUGUGGCGAGAGGACAAAGACGGAUGGCCGAGAGCGGUAAGAUCUGA
This is a messenger RNA of Capronia epimyces CBS 606.96, 867 nucleotides long. RefSeq lists its product as uncharacterized. The record is from RefSeq and is a predicted model, not a curated record. Bases 1 to 867 code for a protein of 288 amino acids. The transcript has a single exon. Lineage: Eukaryota; Fungi; Ascomycota; Eurotiomycetes; Chaetothyriales; Herpotrichiellaceae.